Molecule: messenger RNA, 945 nt
Organism: Symphalangus syndactylus (siamang)
Lineage: Eukaryota; Metazoa; Chordata; Mammalia; Primates; Hylobatidae
Gene: OR52A5
Product: olfactory receptor family 52 subfamily A member 5
Biological process (GO): G protein-coupled receptor signaling pathway
Cellular component (GO): plasma membrane
Molecular function (GO): G protein-coupled receptor activity; olfactory receptor activity
Source: RefSeq, a predicted model, not a curated record
AUGCCGACAUUCAAUGGCUCAGUCUUCAUGCCCUCUGCAUUUAUACUAAUUGGGAUUCCUGAUCUGGAGUCAGUGCAGUGUUGGAUUGGGAUUCCUUUCUCUGCCAUGUAUCUUACUGGUGUGAUUGGAAAUUCCCUAAUUUUAGUUAUAAUCAAAUAUGAAAACAGCUUCCAUAUACCCAUGUACAUUUUUUUGGCCAUGUUGGCAGCCACAGACAUUGCACUUAACACCUGCAUUCUUCCCAGAAUGUUAGGCAUCUUCUGGUUUCAUUUGUCAGAGAUUUCUUUUGAUGCCUGUCUUUUGCAAAUGUGGCUUAUUGACUCAUUCCAGGCAAUUGAAUCAGGUAUCAUUCUGGCAAUGGCCCUGGAUCGCUAUGUGGCCAUCUGUAUCCCCUUGAGACAUGCCACCAUCUUUUCCCAGCAGUUCUUAACUCAUAUUUGACUUGAGGUGACACUCAGGGCUGCCAUUCUUAUAAUACCUUCCUUAGGGCUCAUCAAAUGCUGUCUUAAACACUAUCGAACUACAGUCGUCUCUCACUCUUACUGUGAGCACAUGGCCAUUGUGAAGCUGGCUACUGAAGAUAGAGUCAACAAGAUAUAUGGCCUAUUUGUUGCCUUCACGAUCCUAGGGUUUGACAUAAUCUUUAUCACCUUGUCCUAUGUCCAAAUUUUUAUCACUGUCUUUCAACUGCCCCAGAAGGAGGCACGAUUCAAGGCCUUUAAUACAUGCAUUGCCCACAUUUGUGUCUUCCUACAGUUCUACCUUCUUGCCUUCUUCUCUUUCUUCACACACAGGUUUGGUUCACACAUACCAGCAUAUGUUCAUAUUCUCUUGUCAAAUCUUUACCUGUUAGUCCCACCUUUUCUCAACCCUUUUCUUGGAGUGAAGACCAAGCAAAUUCGUGACCACGUUCUGAAAGUGUUUUUAUUCAAAUAAGUAACUUGA